Molecule: messenger RNA, 1542 nt
Organism: Rhodotorula graminis WP1
Lineage: Eukaryota; Fungi; Basidiomycota; Microbotryomycetes; Sporidiobolales; Sporidiobolaceae
Exons: 5
Coding region: 1-1542 (513 amino acids)
Cellular component (GO): cytoplasm
Molecular function (GO): hydrolase activity, acting on carbon-nitrogen (but not peptide) bonds
Source: RefSeq, a predicted model, not a curated record
AUGUCUCUCGCACUCGACUUCGACUUGGUCAUCAAGAACGGCAUCGUCGUGACGGCGAGCGACGAGGUCGAGUGCGACGUCGCGGUCAAGGACGGCAAGGUCGUCCUCCUCAUGGCCAACCUUCCUGUACCCGACGGCUGCAAGGUCGUCGACGCCGAUGGUGGCUACGUCACGCCCGGGCUCGUCGACUCGCACGUCCACAUCGCCCAGUCGGCCGCCAAGUCGCUCGGCGCCAAGUCUGCCGACGACUGGACGACCGCGACGCGCUCGGCCGUCGCAGGCGGCACGACAAGCGUCAUCGCCUUUGCCGUGCAGAACCGCGGCGAGUCGAUGCUCAAGGCCGUCGACGCCUACCACGAGCUCGCGACGGGCAACGCCGUGUGCGACUACUCGUUCCACGUCAUCGUCACCGACCCGAGCGAGGAGCAGAUGCACGUCGAGCUUCCCAAGCUCGUCGAGGACGGCAUCACGUCGGUCAAGAUCUACUCGACGUACCCGGCGCUGCAGCUCAGCGACACCCAGAUCAUGGACUGCCUGUUUGCCGCUCGCAAGUACGGCGUCACGACGAUGAUACACGCCGAGAACGCCGACAUGAUCACCUGGAUGACGCGGGACCUCGCCGCUCGCGGCAUGCUCGCGCCCAUCCACCACGGCACGUCUCGCCCGCCCAUCGUCGAGAGCGAGGCGACGAACCGGGUCCUCGCCCUGUCGGAGCUCAUGGACUGCCCGGUCCUGUUCGUCCACGUGUCGGCGCCCGACGCGUUCAAGGUCAUCCGCGCCGCGCAGAGCCGCCUCAUGAGCGUCUACGCCGAGACGUGCCCGCACUACGUCCUCCUCACGGCCGACGAGAUGCGCCGCCCCAACUUUGAAGGCGCGAAAGCGUGCUGCGCCCCGCCAUUGCGCGACAACCCCGAGGACCGCGAGCGCGUGUGGGAGAACGUCGUCAACGGCUGCGUCACGGUUCUGUCGUCCGAUCACGCGCCGACCAAGUGGAACGACCCGCACGGCAAGCAGCUCGGCCUCACCAAGGCGCCGGGACGGCCCGAGGGCGACUUUCGCGCGAUCCCGAACGGCUUGCCCGGCGUCGAGACGAGGGGCCCGCUCAUGUGGAGCGAGGGCGUCUGCCGAGGCCGCAUGUCGCCGUCCAAGUUCGUCGAGCUCAACUGCACCAACGCCGCCAAGCUGUACGGCUGCUACCCGGCCAAGGGCACGAUUCAGCCCGGCAGUGACGCCGACUUUGUCGUCUGGCGCAAGCCGUCGGCGAGGAGGACGUCCAAGGUCACGGUCGACAAGCUGCACUCGGCGUGCGACUACACGCCGUUCGAGGGCCACCCGGUCGACGACUGGCCCGUCUUGACCAUCCUGCGCGGCCAAGUCGUGUACGACGGCGCGACGAACGAGGUCGUCGCGCCCAAGGGCUACGGCCGGUUCCUCAAGCGCGGCAGGAGCACGCUCGCGGGACCGAGGAACAAGUGGCUCAGCGAGUGGAGGCCGCAGUACGUCGAGGAGGCCGAGGAGGAGAAACGGCGAGCGGCGCAGUAG